Messenger RNA from Acanthisitta chloris (rifleman), 969 nucleotides. RefSeq names its product dehydrogenase/reductase (SDR family) member 11 (gene DHRS11). NCBI's taxonomy places the organism in Eukaryota, Metazoa, Chordata, Aves, Passeriformes, Acanthisittidae. The annotation marks the transcript as partial. The transcript has 7 exons. Gene Ontology annotation, molecular function: oxidoreductase activity. The record is from RefSeq and is a predicted model, not a curated record.
UGUUUUCUGCUCUUCAGACACCGCCACGCGUUCCAAGUCAGGAGCUCCAAUGAAGCAGCCAAGCAAAUUGGCAGCGGAAUGCCAGAGCGCCGGCUACCCUGGGACACUCAUCCCCUACAAGUGUGAUCUCUCCAACGAAGAGGAGAUCCUGUCCAUGUUCUCUGCCAUCAAGACGCUUCACCAAGGUGUUGAUGUGUGCAUCAACAAUGCAGGGCUGGCUCGCCCUGAGCCCCUGCUCUCAGGGAAGACCGAGGGCUGGCGGACGAUGAUAGACGUCUUUGUGAUGGCUGUAAGCAUCUGCACCAGAGAGGCCUACCAGUCCAUGAAAGAGAGAAACAUUGAUGAUGGGCAUAUAAUUAACAUUAACAGCAUGAAUGGGCACAGUGUUGUGCCACAGUCCGUGGUGCAUUUUUACAGUGCCACCAAGUAUGCAGUUACAGCUCUCACCGAGGGGCUGAGGCAAGAACUCAGAGAAGCAAAGACUCAUAUACGAGCUACAUGUAUAUCUCCAGGAUUGGUGGAAACAGGAUUUGCUUUUAAACUUCAUGAUAAUGACCCUGAGAGAGCUGCUGCAACCUAUGAGAGCAUUCGGUGUCUCAAAGCUGAAGAUAUGGCUAAUGCUGUCAUAUAUGUCCUCAGUGCCCCACCUCAUGUACAGAUUGGAGAUAUACAGAUGAGACCCACAGAGCAGAUAUCGUAGCAGGUGAAGAGGACCAUGAGCAGCACCGUGAAUCCACUCCACUUCGAGCCCUCAGGCAGCUCAGGGUUCCUCAGCUGGCUGGCAAUGUUUUAAUCAAGUACCAAGGAUUAUGUUUGAAGAACUAUUUUUCUCUCCCUCUCUCUGAGCUGGUGCUGGUGCUGAGCCAGUUUGAAAAGAAACAUAGCAGUGGGUCUCUUUCUCCCCCACUCCUUUCUGAAACUGCUUAAGAGUAAAAUGUGUUUGCAAAUAAUGCAGGGAAGUGGUUUGUG